This is a messenger RNA of Dentiscutata heterogama, 555 nucleotides long. The record is from the annotation of a GenBank genome assembly. Lineage: Eukaryota; Fungi; Glomeromycota; Glomeromycetes; Diversisporales; Gigasporaceae.
AUGACAACUUCAAUUAGUUCUAACGCUUUUGACACUUCUACUCCUGACAUGAAAGGAUUGCAUGUCAUAGAGUUUAUUACUAAUGACCAAUCCUAUUCGACAGAAAAGUUACUAGAAAAGUUGCAAGAAUUCCAAACAACUUUCCUAGAAGAUUUUGAAGAUUAUAAUGUUGGAUCAUCCAAGUUGCAUUCAUCAUACCAUCAGUUUGCGACGACCUUUCCUUUUCUAGGAACUGAAAAGGAUACAUGUCUAUUUCAAUCGGAUGAUGGACUACCUUGUGAUGAUGCUCAUUUCUUUGAUGAUGGAAUCAUCGAGACCGCUGCAGCUGUCGUCGCUGAGGAUUUAGAUGCUGGCGAUGAUGCCGAGAAUGCAAUGAUUCGAUCAGCCAUAGAAAAGAUAAGGAAGGCGACUGAAGAGCAAGAGAAACAACUACGGUACAAAGAAGAAGAGUUACAAGAACUCUACGAAACAUUUGCUGAAUUAGAAGAAGAGUUAUACGAGGUUUCGUCAUCUGAUCAACCUCAGGCAUCUAUCGGAUUCAGUAGAGCAAAGUAA